AUAACAAUUUUUCCAAGUUUUUUUUGAUAUUUUAUUAUAUUAUUGUUCAUCCCACCACGGUUUAAUAAAACUGUUGAACAUAUAAAAAAAAACGUGAAAAUUAUGAGUCAGUUGAAAUUGACGACGUACUCAAAGAUGAAGCAUUUUGGAGUGAUUUUAUUUAUUGCAUCAACGUUGCUUGUAAACGAUGCUUUUGGAAAUACCAAUUGCGAUUUCCUCGGUUUACAUUUUUACAAAACAAUUGGAUGUAAAGUAUCGGGAAAUGAAAAUGGUUGUCCUUCUUACAAUGGUUGUCAAUACAGUCAACCUAUUGGCCAUUGUACUUACCAAGGACAGAAAAUUAAUAACGGACAAGAUGUUAAAGACGUCGUGAAAGAUUCAAGUUGUAAUUUUGGAUGUAUUUGUACGGCAACUGCACGUGAAAAAGGCAAAUUUAGAUGUGCUCCAGGUAAUUGCGGAGAGGUAGACCCAGUACUUAAAAAAAAUCCAAAAUGUUUUCUAAAACACUCUCUGGACAAAUGUUGUCCAAAACUCAAAUGUGGAGAUGGAGUUCCAGCAACUUGCAAAGUUGGAAACGAAAUAUUUAAGGAAGGACAAAUAUUUCGCCCAAAAAAUAAAUGCUUAACAUGCAUUUGUACAAAAGACUUCGAUGGUAAACUCAAUGGACCAAAUUGCCAGUCAACUCCAUGCGAUAUUGAAGUAAAAGAACCAGAAAAUAUCGAAAAGAAUUGCGCUCCACUAUAUGUUACAUCAAGUACAUCAGAAGCUUUAUGUUGUCCAUCUACUUUUGUUUGCCCAUCGAGUAUCGACAUCAUUAAACAAAACACAACAUCAACGAGUAAAGUGUGUAAAUAUGGAUUAAAAACUUUAACACUUGGAUCAACAAUUGAAACGGAAAACAAUAGUUAUGGUCAAAGAAAAGUUCAUUGUAAAUGUAUUGCUCCACCUUUAAUGACAUGCACCAUGUCUUUUAAUUAAAAGGUUGAGUCUAAAAUAAAGAUUAAAUUAAAAGAAAAGUAA
Onthophagus taurus is the source of this 1020-nucleotide messenger RNA. RefSeq lists its product as uncharacterized. The record is from RefSeq and is a predicted model, not a curated record. Lineage: Eukaryota; Metazoa; Arthropoda; Insecta; Coleoptera; Scarabaeidae. Gene Ontology annotation, molecular function: protein binding.